AUGGAUGGCGAGAACCGCAUCAUUUUGAACGUGGGGGGCAUCCGCUACGAGACCUACAAGGCCACUCUGAAGAAGAUUCCCGCCACGAGGUUGUCGAGGCUCACCGAGGCCCUAGCCAACUACGACCCCAUCCUCAAUGAGUACUUCUUCGACAGACAUCCGGGGGUGUUCGCACAAAUCCUCAAUUAUUACAGGACUGGCAAGCUACACUACCCCACCAACGUCUGCGGGCCCCUCUUCGAGGAGGAAUUGGAGUUCUGGGGGUUAGACUCCAACCAAGUGGAGCCCUGCUGCUGGAGCACGUACAGCGUCCACAGGGACACUCAGGCCACCUUGGCCAUCCUGGACAAGCUGGACAUCGACGCAGAGCGCCCCAGCGAUGAAGAAGUGGCGCGUAUGUUCGGCUACGAGGAAGCUUACUACGCGGGAACGCUCACCAGGUGGCAGCGGCUCAAGCCCAAGAUCUGGGCGCUAUUCGACGAACCCUAUUCGUCCUCCUCCGCCAAGAUUGUAGCCGGCGCGUCGGUGUUUUUCAUAUGCGUCUCGGUGUUUUCCUUCUGCCUGAAGACCCACCCGGAGAUGAGGGUGAAGUGCGAGAACAUCAAGUACCCAGAGGACAACUGCACGGAGCCCCAUCCCUACUUUCUCACCGUGGAUCACUUCUGUAACGCCUGGUUCACCUUCGAGCUCUCCGUGAGGCUAAUAGUUGCUCCAAACAUAAUCGAGUUCCUCAGAUCCCCAGUGAACAUCAUAGACUUUACAGCCACGCUAAGCUUUUACAUUGACAUGAUCCUGAUAUUCGAGAAGAAGUCCCAACUGCUGGAUUUCUUCAGCAUAAUCAGGAUCCUGCGACUGUUCAAGUUAACGAGGCAUUCUCCGGGAUUGAAGAUCCUUAUACACACGUUCAAGGCUUCGGCCAAGGAACUGGGUCUGCUGGUGUUCUUCCUCAUACUGGGCAUAGUCGUUUUCGCCAGCUUGGUGUACUACGCCGAAAAGAUGCAGGAUAACAAGGAUAACAGCUUCAAGAGUAUACCUGAAGGACUAUGGUGGGCUAUCGUUACAAUGACCACAGUAGGUUAUGGCGAUAUGGCACCCAAGACGUACGCGGGGAUGGUUGUUGGAGCGCUUUGUGCCCUUGCAGGAGUGUUGACUAUUGCCCUACCUGUGCCAGUGAUAGUUUCCAAUUUUUCCAUGUUUUAUUCACACACUCAGGCAAGAGCUAAGCUGCCGAAGCAGAGAAGAAGCGUUUUACCAGUGGAACAACCACGUAGAAAGAAAAAGGAAGACGCGACCAAUAGAAGAAUGAACGCCAUCAAACACCCCCCAGCCGUGUUUAAAGACGCCUUUGGCAGCGCCAAAUUAGGCAAUGUAAAUGGAGUCAAUGUGAUAGGACUGGCCCUACAAGGACCUUCAAUGCCAAGUAUUGCUGUCCUUCAGCACAACGGGCCGUACAGUUUACAGUCUCCCCAAGAAAUGAGUGUCACUUCCGGAUUAGUAACCGUCCCCCUGCAACCCCGCCCCGCCACCACCGGCAGCGUGGACGUCUUGCCCCUCCAGCCCAGAUACCUCCCCGCCUUCGACCGGGAGUUCCGCUCCGAACCGCGAGACGUCACCCCCAAAGACCAGGAAGGACACAACCCCCCCAAACCCGACCAGAUCACUCUCCGUUACUUACCCGAUCUGAGCCCCGCUAAGCUAACCGACACGGAGAUAGGUCUGGCCAGCGUGCCGGCCAUGGCGAUCGGUAGCUCCACGGAGGUGUUGGUUAGCAUCGUGGAGAAUCAGGCGAGGUUGAGGAAAAACUCUUUUCUUUCAGCGUGUUCUAGGGAGGCGAGGGAGGGGGAGGAGGGGGAGGUAAAGUCGCCCGAUAUGGAGAACGUGAAGUCGCCCAGUACGGAAUUCACAACUUCCACGGUGCAUUCAACGCCGGUGGAUGAGUUUAGCUGCCAUCUAGACCCCAAUGAUAAUGAGAAAGUUUGUGAUACCAAUUUCUGUUAUGAUGUGAACAAAUAUACCGUGUAAAUGUGGUUAGGUUCAUUUGUUGCCAGAGCAGUAAAUAAAAAAAAUAUUAGAAGUAAAAAAAUAAUUUAAUUAAUGAUGAUUGUGGCGCCAACACUGACAAUUUGAGAAGUGUGCCUCAAGGAGCUGUUUUAGGGCCACUUUCACUCUGGGUCAUAUUUAUACGAAGAUUUCCUUUGACUACCAGAAGUUUGUUUUUCUAAUUCCGUCGUUAAAAUUGACUUCUUUUAAACCAUUUUUUAUGAUUUUCAUACUCUACCUGUGAAUAGACUAGUGUACCUCAAAUUGGGAGCUACGGGAUGCAUUGUUUGCCAAAUUUUUACUUUCUAUAUUCCAUAUACACGCGUGUUCAUUAUUCACAGAGAAAUUUAACAGUGAAGACACACAAACACUCAGUACAAUCACUAAACACUAAUAUAAACAACUUUAUAAGGUUGUAUACUUAUUCUGCCAUUCUCGUUCCACCGAAUUAACGUUGGCCGUUUGUUUUUUGC
Anoplophora glabripennis (Asian longhorned beetle) is the source of this 2513-nucleotide messenger RNA. RefSeq names its product potassium voltage-gated channel protein Shaw-like. The record is from RefSeq and is a predicted model, not a curated record. Gene Ontology annotation, cellular component: voltage-gated potassium channel complex; dendrite membrane; axon. The transcript has 9 exons. Gene Ontology annotation, molecular function: delayed rectifier potassium channel activity; protein binding. The coding region runs from base 1 to 2022 and encodes 673 amino acids. Gene Ontology annotation, biological process: potassium ion transmembrane transport; protein homooligomerization. NCBI's taxonomy places the organism in Eukaryota, Metazoa, Arthropoda, Insecta, Coleoptera, Cerambycidae.